Messenger RNA from Alternaria atra, 1224 nucleotides. RefSeq lists its product as uncharacterized. Bases 1 to 1224 code for a protein of 407 amino acids. The record is from RefSeq and is a predicted model, not a curated record. NCBI's taxonomy places the organism in Eukaryota, Fungi, Ascomycota, Dothideomycetes, Pleosporales, Pleosporaceae. The transcript has a single exon.
AUGUCUACCGAGCAGACCCCUGAACGCGCUUUCGAGCAGUUUGUCGGCAACAUUGAACUUUCAGCUUUUGAAAUGUUCACAAACGACGCUUAUUUUGUCGACGACAACGCCUCUUCCUGCGACCUCCCUCUGCCGUCAGUUGAAUGCGGCGAGGGUCUCCUUGGUAACUUUUUCGACUCCGCCAUCGAUGUCGGACUUGACAUCGAAGGCCUUCACAACGACAUGUCGGUCUGGCCUGUCGGAGACCUUUUGGGCUGCGCUGAGCACCUCUCGACUGGCCCGGUCGAGAUAACCUCUUCGUCCCCUCAGCAUACUGAAGUACUCGCGACCCCUGUGCCUUCACCCCCUUCCGGUUCGAUCGAGGCCCUCUGGAGGCCUUUGAUGGGUUCUAGUCCCGUCGAGAAGGUUUUCCCAGAUCUUCCGACUCCCUCCCGCGCUCCUGCCAAGGCUCGAGCACCCAAGGCUCAGCCUGCGGUAAAAGCCAAGGCAUCACCAAAGCCCAAGGUCAGCAAGGUCGUGAAGACCACGAAGCCGGCAAAGACUCACAAGCGCACCAUUUCUGCCCCUUUUAGUGUACCACGUAGGGUGCAAGAGCUCUACAACCUACCAUGGUCUCACCUCUCCCAAGAGGAGAAAAGCCUCCUCCUCCUCCCUCUGCUCCAGGGUAUUGAUCCUAACACCGGCGCAAAGAUCGGCGAGGCCGGCAGCCUGCUUCCCCCUCCUCAGUUCGAGAUGGUUCGCGAGGACGUAUUCGGCACCGGUGAUGAUGGUGCCAACCUCAUGGAGAAGCACUCCACACCAAAGACUUCAAGUACUGUUGCAAUCAUCACACGCGAAAUCGAUACCGAGGAUGCCGCCGUCUUCCACGCCUGCAACGAAUUCAACAAGCAACUCGACUUGAAGAAGAAGCAGUCUGGCCACCCUAACUUCAGCUUCGACAUUCCCGAUUUCCAGUUCGACGAGACCAACUUUGACAUGUUCGAUAACUUCACGCCCGCUGACCAGGGUCUCGGUGGCCCUUACGAUAACGGCGUCAUUGGUGCUCCGGUCCAGAAGCCCACGUCCAGCACCAACGUCAACAGCAACACCAAAGGCAACGGUGACGGCGUGAUCGGUGGUGAUAUUGGCCAGAUGCCUACCCCUUCUGGAGAAUAUGGACGCAAGCGCCAACAGGAGGCUUUGAAGCGCAAUGCUAUGCUUCGUGGUGCUGGCCGUCGUCGCUAA